This is a messenger RNA of Ooceraea biroi (clonal raider ant), 2775 nucleotides long. Its product is annotated as protein PFC0760c-like. Lineage: Eukaryota; Metazoa; Arthropoda; Insecta; Hymenoptera; Formicidae. The record is from RefSeq and is a predicted model, not a curated record.
UGUUUUACGCGAUUAUAUGCGUGUAAAAUAUUUUCAGCAAAAGUAUAUGUACGUGUUUCAAAAAUAUUUUCUAUUUUUCAAAACUGUACAGUUUUCUUCAUUCAAGCCUGACGACCUUCUCCUGAUGACUAUCAGGCGCACGUCCUUGAUCCUGCUUCCUUCUCCUCAGGCCAACGGAAGAUCAUGAUUGCCCGUCGUUACCAACAUCCUGCCGGCUCUCCUAUCUCGCGAUAUCCUCCCGUCGUCCUCUUGAUUUUCCCGUGCCUCCUAUAAAGCUCAAGAACAACGAUUCAGUUUCUUCGAAUGAGAUCACGUUGCCUAUUGCUUCGUCCGGGAAACAGUUCAAUCGGGACGAAAUAAUCUCGCAUUGCGUUCAGAACGAUGAGACCAAAAAUCGGGAAGCUUGUUUCGUCAGGAUGCAGAAAAACCUUGUUUCCGCCAGGAGUCAGAGUCAUCCAAAGCUCAAUAAUAUUGCUGUGAACGAUGAAACUCUCGGCGUGACAAUACAGCCUUGCACAAUAUACAAAGAUACACGGAAUGAUCAGUUGAUGACAUGGAAACAAAUCAGUCAUAAAAGAGAUAGUCUUCAAGAAGACAGUCCAGUAAUCAGUUGUAAUCCUUCGCAGGAGUGUCACCAAUUUGAUCGAGUGGAAGAUAUCAAUGUAAUCGAUAGCGUAACUAAAACAGAAAAGAAUUUAUCGAUGACGAAGAAUGAUUUUACUCAAAAUGUGACAAAGAAAAAUUCGUUAAUGACAAAGAAGAAUUUUAUUCGACUUAAUCAUGAUAUCAAUAAGAUUGAUAAAGAUGAUGAUGACAUUAGGUGGUUGGAUGAUAUUCAGAAUCUGAAUCAGACAUGCUUGAUAAAAGAUUCGGAAGAUAUCGAACAGAUCUUUCACAGUAUGUGGAAACCGAUCAGGCAUAGUCCUCGCGUGGAAUUUUACUUCAGGGAUACAAGAGAAAACGAGAUCCACGAAUCUGAUGAAAAGAAACUGCAAGAAGAAACUAUGAUCAAUAACGAAGAAAUUAAUAUCGCGAAACGUAAAGUGAAAGAGCUCAAAAUUAAUAAUGAAAAUAAGGAAAAUGAUGACAUUAAAAUACACGUAAUGGAGGAAUUGAUGAUAUGUAAAGAAGUUAGAGAAGAUAAUAAACAAGCGAGCGAUGAAGAAAUCGGAAUGGUAGAACUUGAAACAGAAAAGCUGAAUAUAAAGAGUGAAAAUGAGAAAGAAGAUCGUAAGGCGAGCAGUGAAGAUGUUGAAAUUGCGGAAUACAAUAUAAGAGAAAUAGAAAUAAAUAAUGAGGAUAAAAGAGAUUCUCAGAUAGUACAUGAUGAAGAUACUGCAAAAUCAGAAAAGUUAAGUACAAAUAAAAAAGAUAAAAUAAGUCAAAUAAUGAUGAUAGAUAAAGGAAUUACUGGAGCUGCUGAUUAUAUUGAAGUGAACGAAGUAAAGCAAAAUUUAUCUGAUUCUGUUCAAUAUGUUGAAGUAUCUAACAUAAUUAGUACACAAGAUAUAUCAAAAAACUUUGAAGGAACUUAUUCAAAAGAAUUACCAACAGAUUCUACUGCCAAUAAAGAUUAUCUCAUCUCAGAUAACUUUGAAAUGUUAGCUCCACAAAAUUCGGCACUUGUUGCUGAUAAUUAUUUUUUAAAUGAAAAUAUAAAUAAUGUAUUUUUGCAAGUUGAAGUCAACGGGCAAUACCAAGAACAAUUCUUGAAUAAUUCUAAUAAAUUCGAAGAUAUUGGAGAUAACAUAAAGGAUGGGAAAACGAAUUUCAACGAGAAUUCGGAUAAUUAUUCGGAUAAUAAAACAAGAUUCUUCAAUAGUUCGAUCGCUAAAGCGGAAACGAAUGAAGGUUUGUUCGCGAGCAGUGUAAACAUCAAUUCCGAUUAUGGCAACGACGAUAAAGUGUGUGUCGAAGAAUAUAACACGCAAGGUACUGAUGAUUUACAGUCAUCGAUCAUGUUGAACAAUGAAUCGCAGCGUUGUCGCGAGGAAGCUUCUACGAGCAUAAAUCUUUCGGAACGUGACCACGACAAAACAGUCAAAAAGGAGCAGCACCAAGUAAAUCCCGAGGUUAAGCACAAAAUUAGAAAAAGCAUGAAACUUCGUGGCAGCAGCGAUUCCUUGAUAUCCUCCGUAGAAUCUGUGGGACUUGCGAACAUCAAGCGACCCGAAGUAAAUUCUGCUUACGAGAGAGAAACCAUAGAGAUAAUUAGGCCGAGCAGGCGGAACAGGGUGUUACGGUAUUUUCCCGAUAUAAGAAGCGAAUUAGUGGAAACGAGAGAGAAUUCGGAGAGAUCAUACUGGCAGAGAGCCACGAAGAUUUCGCGGGAUAGAGUGAUCGGUCUCGAUCCAUAUCACGAAAGAUACAAGCUUACUAAGCGAAAUCCCAGAGUCUGUAUCCUUCCUCCAGUUCCGAAUCCAUCCUUGAUCAAUCACAGGUAGAGAGAUAGAUGAUAAAAAAUAAUAUUAAGUUAAUUGUAGUUAAUUGUGCGUUAAAGAUUUUAGUAUUUAAUUACCGUAGGUUUAUACUUAGCUUCAUUCAAUAUAUAACUUGAUGUUUAAUUUUGUGCUGCUGAUUAAUAUCACUUAUUUUAUAUUUAAUUAGUAGAAAUUUAUAUAGAUGAAUAUAUUAAUUUAGUAUAGGUUUGUACAAAUUAUUAUUUAAUUAUUAAAAACAUUAUACUGAUUGCACUAUAAAAAGUAGAGUUUUUGUAACAGAACAGUGCAAAUAUUUCAGUAGGACAAUAGUUAGGUAGUUAACAUGUUAAUAAUA